AUGAUUGAUCAUUCGCAUGCAGCUCUCAAGCCUGAAGUCAUUGCCCAAGAAAAUGAAGUAUAUCGACGACAGAAGUUUCUGUUUGUUCUCAUCGAUAUUCUAUUCACAUUCGAUCUCGUUAUUCUCAUUGCUUGUAUACAUUUAUAUACCGUUGAUUCGUGGAUGAAAGGAAAUGUUCAAAUCUACUUCCCGUUAUUCUGGAUUCUCAGCUCGACUAUUUAUGAUAUUUAUGGGCUAAUCGUGUCAUGUCUAUGCUAUCGAACGUGUUUGCUUGUGUACGCCUGGAUUGGAAUAUUCUUCUUUAUUUGUAAUGUUAUUGCACUUGGGAUUAUGCUAUUUUUACCAUUGAGUAGGGAUACACUCGUUUCGAAUGGUACGUUGUUUUAUACACCUCGCUACAUUAUUCUCAUUAUUUUCUGGCUCACUAUGUUGACUCUUCGAUUAACCACUGUUCGAUUAUCGUUCUAUUUAACAAAAUUGAUUUCUCAAAUAGAACACGACGUCCUCGAAUGUGCUCAUACAGAUGUCAUCGAUUAA
Adineta ricciae is the source of this 537-nucleotide messenger RNA. The record is from the annotation of a GenBank genome assembly. Lineage: Eukaryota; Metazoa; Rotifera; Eurotatoria; Adinetida; Adinetidae.